Molecule: messenger RNA, 921 nt
Organism: Vombatus ursinus (common wombat)
Lineage: Eukaryota; Metazoa; Chordata; Mammalia; Diprotodontia; Vombatidae
Product: olfactory receptor 5B12-like
Exons: 1
Coding region: 1-921 (306 amino acids)
Biological process (GO): G protein-coupled receptor signaling pathway; sensory perception of smell
Cellular component (GO): membrane
Molecular function (GO): G protein-coupled receptor activity; olfactory receptor activity; odorant binding
Source: RefSeq, a predicted model, not a curated record
AUGGAGAACAGAUCUGAAGUGAAUGAGUUCAUCCUUGUAGGAUUAACAGAUGCCCCAGAGCUUCAGGUUCCUCUCUUCAUAAUGUUCUCCUUCAUCUACCUCAUCACCCUGGUAGGGAACCUGGGGAUAGUAGCUCUGAUCUCCUGGGAUUCUCACCUCCACACUCCCAUGUACUUUUUCCUUAGUAACCUCUCCCUGGUGGAUUUUGGCUACUCCUCAGCUGUUACACCCAAGGUGAUGGCUGGGAUCCUCACGGGUAACAAGGUCAUCUACUAUAAUGCAUGUGCAGCACAGUUGUUUUUCUUUAUGGCCUUUGCAACAGUUGAAAGUUUCCUUUUGGCUUCCAUGUCCUAUGAUCGCCAUGCAGCUGUGUGUAAGCCCCUACAUUAUACCACUACCAUGACUUCAACAGUAUGUGCAUUUCUGGCCAGUGGUGCUCACAUCUGUGGCUUUCUGGCCUCCUCCAUAGCCACAGGAAACACGUUUAGCCUUUCAUUUUGUAGAUCCAAAGUGGUCCAUCACUUCUUCUGUGAUGUUCCCCCUCUCUUAGUUCUUUCUUGCUCUGAUACUCACAUCAUUGAGUUUUUAUUCUUUAUCUUAGGUUCAUUCACUGUCUUUUUCCCAUUUCUUGUCAUCUUUGCCUCUUACUUAUUAAUCUUCAUCACCAUCCUGAGGAUCCAUUCUGCUAAAGGCCGCCAGAAAGCCUUCUACACCUGUGCUUCCCAUCUCACAGUAGUGUCCAUAUUUUAUGGGACAAUCACAUUCAUGUACUUCCAACCCAACUCAAGCCAUUCCAUGGACACAGACAAAAUAGUGUCAGCGUUCUACACUAUGGUCAUCCCCCUGUUGAACGCUCUGGUCUAUAGUCUUAGGAACAAAAAUGUCAAGAAUGCUUUUAGGAAAGCUGUGAGAGGACAAUGA